CUGAUGAAGAUCACAGAGAACUUCCUGAGGAGAAUGAAGCAGGAGGAGCUGGCUGAUCGACUGCAGAGCAGUAAGAGGAUUUCUCUGAAGAAGAAGUUCCAGUGUGUGUUUGAGGGAAUCACUAAAGCAGGAAACCCAACCCUUCUGAAUGAGAUCUACACAGAGCUCUACAUCACAGAGGGAGGAACUGGAGAGCUGAAUGAAGAACAUGAGGUCAGACAGAUUGAAGCAGCAUCCAGGAAAGCAGACAGAGCAGAAACCAGCAUCAGACAAGAAGAGCUCUUUCAACUCCCAGCUGGAAGACAAGAACCAAUCAGAACCGUGAUGACAAAGGGAGUGGCUGGCAUCGGGAAAACAGUCUUAACACAGAAGUUCACUCUGGACUGGGCUGAAGGCAAAGCCAACCAGAACAUCCACUUCACAUUUCCAUUCACUUUCAGAGAGCUGAAUGUGCUGAAAGAGGAGAAGUUCAGCUUGGUGGAACUUGUUCAUCACUUCUUCCCUGAAACCAAAGAAGCAGGAAUCUGCAGCUUUGAAGACUUCCAGGUCAUCUUCAUCUUUGAUGGUCUGGAUGAGUGUCGACUUCCUCUGGACUUCCACAAGACUCGGAUCCUAAAUGACCCUAGAAAGUCCACCUCAGUGGGUGAUCUGCUGACAAACCUCAUCAGGGGGAACCUGCUUCCCUCUGCUCGCCUCUGGAUAACCACACGACCUGCAGCAGCCAAUCAGAUCCCUGCUGAGUGUGUUGACAUGGUGACAGAGGUCAGAGGGUUCAAUGAUCCACAGAAGGAGGAGUACUUCAGGAAGAGAUUCAGAGAUGAAGAGCAGGCCAGCAGGAUCAUCUCCCACAUCAAGAGAUCCCGAAGCCUCCACAUCAUGUGCCACAUCCCAGUCUUCUGCUGGAUCACUGCUACAGUUCUGGAGGAUCUGCUGAAGAGCAGAGAGGGAGGAGAGCUGCCCAAGAGCCUGACUGAGAUGUACAUCCACUUCCUGGUGGUUCAGGCCAAAGUCAAGAAGGUCAAGUAUGAUGGAGGAGCUGAGACAGAUCCUCACUGGAGUCCAGAGAGCAGGAAGAUGAUGGAGUCUCUGGGAAAACUGGCUUUUGAGCAGCUGCAGAAAGGAAACCUGAUCUUCUAUGAAUCCGACCUGACAGAGUGUGGCAUCGAUAUCAGAGCAGCCUCAGUGUACUCAGGAGUGUUCACACAGAUCUUUAGAGAGGAGAGAGGCCUGUACCAGGACAAGGUGUUCUGCUUCAUCCAUCUGAGUGUUCAGGAGUUUCUGGCUGCUCUUCAUGUCCACCUGACCUUCAUCAACUCUGGAACCAACCUCAUGAAACAAAAGAGGAAAUCCAAGAUCUUUAAACUAAAACAAAGUAUUUCUUUCAAGAGUGCUGUGAAUGCAGCCUUACAGAGUGCAAACGGACACCUGGACUUGUUCCUCCGCUUCCUCCUGGGUCUUUCACUGCAGACCAAUAAGAGUCUCCUACAAGGCCUGCUGACUCAGACAGGAAGUAGCUCACAGACCAAUCAGAGUCUUCUAUGUGGUCUGCUGACUCAGACAGGAAGUAGCUCACAGACCAAUCAGGAAACAGUUCAGUUCAUCAAGGAGAAGAUCAGUGAGAAUCUGUCUGCAGAGAAAAGCAUCAACCUGUUCCACUGUCUGAAUGAACUGAAUGAUGGUUCUCUAGUGAAGGGGAUCCAACAGUUCCUGAGGUCAGGACGUCUCUCCACAGAUAAACUGUCUCCUGCUCAGUGGUCUGCUCUGGUCUUCAUCUUACUGUCAUCAGAAGAAGAUCUAGAAGAGUUUGACCUGCAGAAAUACUCUCGUUCAGAGGAGGCUCUUCUGAGGCUGCUGCCAGUGAUCAAAGCCUCCAACAAAUCUCUACUGGAUCACUGUGAUCUGUCAGAGAGAAGCUGUGCAGCUCUGUCUUCAGUUCUCAGCUCUCAGUCCUCCAGACUCAGAGAUCUGGAUCUGAGUCUCAACAACGUGCAGGAUUCAGGAGUGAAUCUUCUGUCUGCUGGAUUGGCGAGUCCACACUGUAAACUGGAGAGUCUCAGGUUGAGAGGCUGCAGUUUGUCAGAGAUCAGCUGUAAAAUUCUGGGCGCAGUUCUAAAGAACAACCCGUCCAGAGUGACAGAACUGGACCUGAGCUUGAACAACAUUCAGGAUUCAGGAUUUCUUCAUCUGCGUGGUUUUCUGGAGAGUCCAGACUGCAGACUGCAGACUCUGAGGUUGAAGUAUUGCAGUUUGUCAGAGAUCAGCUGUGAAGAACUGGGUUUGGUUCUGAAAAUCAACCCGUCCAGACUGACAGAUCUGGACCUGAGCUACAACAACAUCCAGGAUUCAGGAUUUCUUCAUCUGCGUGGUUUUCUGGAGAGUCCAGACUGCAGACUGCAGACUCUGAGGUUGGAGAACUGCAGUUUGUCAAAGAUCAGCUGUGCUGCUCUGGUCACAACUCUGAAUUUAAACCCGUCCCACCUGAAAGAACUGGACCUGAGGAUGAACAGCCUUCAGUCUUCAGAUGUUCAGCAGCUCCAGGAUCUGGUGGAGAGUCCAAACUUCAAACUGCAGACUCUGAGGUGGAGGUUAGUCUGAGGUUCCUCCUUUUGGAUCAGAGAACAUCAUCAUCAUCAGCUGGUCUGCAGAGAUGUUGUUCCUGGAGGUGGAGAGCAGAGUGAUGGAGGAAUCAGAGGAAGUGGAGAUGAUUGUCAGAGCUGCAGCAUUAACUGAUCUGAGAUCAGCUCCACUGUCUCUCUCAGCAUCAAGUGUACAGUUAUUGUGCUGCAGCUCCCCCGGUGGACUGAUGGAGAUCUGCACUUCAUCUUCUCAUUCUGACUUGGAGUGUUGGGAAGUCUUCUGUUUCUCUUCUCUCUUGUAUUGGGAGCUUCUCUUAACUUUGUCCACACACUCUUGCUGUAGUUUUCUCCUCAUGUGUCCUGAAACUGUUUCUCUGAAUGAUCUGUGUUGGUGAUUCAUCAGAUUCAGACAUGAUGGUUUCCUGCAGAAGCUCACAAGUCUUUUCUGGUGUUUCUUGGACUCCUGCACGUCUCUGUACCACAGAGUGGACCAGCAUUCUCUGAACAUCCUUCAGCUGGUCCAGAAAGCAGCAGCAUGGCUGUUGACCAAAGAAAGAAAACCUUCCAGCAGUUCUGGCCUCAGGAUUCUCCAUCUGGGAGCAUUUUGGUUCUUCUUUUUCAUCUUUAUCAGACCUUUCAGAACCACAAAGUGGACUGAGUUCCUCUGAUCAAAGGCUGCUGGGUUUUGGAUUUUGUUCAUUAUUUUACAGGAUUUUGUUCUAUUGUAACCAUGGUAACUGUGGGAACCGCACUCUUGUUUACUCUGAGUCCUGAAGCAGAAAUCCCACCAGAACUAACAAAAGUCUCUCAGUUGAAUCAUUUUAUAUCAUCUCUGUUCUGUUGAUGAUAAAAUAUUGACUCAUGCAGUUUGAAAGACUCAGAAUUUUAGUUUGAUGUUUUUUACAGUUUAAUGAUUGAACUUCUUUUUUCUUUGGCGUUUUCUGGGUAAAACUCUGUUCUUUUUCAUGAUGACAGCAUUUUAGCUUCAGUUUUUAAAGAAGUUUCAUCUAAAUCCAGUAGAAUCUGAUCAUUUUCUAGAAAGUCUGAAACUAGUAGAAACUUUCUGAGCAUAAAGCCUGUUUUCUCCAGAGGACAUGAAUGAACAGAGUGGAUGUUAGUGAGGAAUGACAGAGAAUCACUUUGAUGCAGCUGCUGCAACAACACUAACUGCAUUGAAGCAGGAGGGAGAAGGGGGACACCUGCUGGCUGUUUCCAGAACUGCAUCUUAGUGUCUACAGGUUCAAACUGAAAGCUGUCUGUCAAAUUCCUGCAGCCUGUUUGGAUCUAAUAAAUGCUCUUUUGAAUCAA
Molecule: messenger RNA, 3884 nt
Organism: Oryzias melastigma (Indian medaka)
Lineage: Eukaryota; Metazoa; Chordata; Actinopteri; Beloniformes; Adrianichthyidae
Product: NLR family CARD domain-containing protein 3
Exons: 7
Molecular function (GO): protein binding
Source: RefSeq, a predicted model, not a curated record